This is a messenger RNA of Thlaspi arvense, 2171 nucleotides long. The record is from the annotation of a GenBank genome assembly. Lineage: Eukaryota; Viridiplantae; Streptophyta; Magnoliopsida; Brassicales; Brassicaceae.
UGUUUCCCUUGUAUGUGGAGAUGGACGAUGUUGCGGGUUUACAAGAGGCAGCUGGAGCCAGAUUUAGCCAGAUUGAGUUAAUCGGUAGAGGAUCUUUUGGUGAUGUCUACAAAGCGUUUGAUAAGGACCUUAAUAGAGAAGUUGCCAUUAAAGUUAUCGACUUGGAAGAAUCAGAAGAUGAGAUCGAAGAUAUCCAGAAGGAAAUUUCAGUGUUGUCACAAUGUCGUUGCCCAUAUAUUACCGAAUACUAUGGUUCUUACCUUCAUCAGACCAAGCUGUGGAUCAUCAUGGAAUAUAUGGCCGGUGGUUCUGUUGCUGAUCUUCUUCAGUCUGGUCAUCCGUUGGAUGAAACAUCAAUCGCUUGUAUCACACGGGAUCUGCUUCAUGCUGUUGAAUAUCUGCAUAAUGAGGGAAAGAUCCACAGAGACAUCAAAGCUGCCAAUAUAUUAUUGACCGAGAAUGGCGAUGUUAAGGUGGCAGACUUCGGUGUGUCUGCACAACUAACACGGACAAUAUCAAGAAGGAAGACUUUUGUAGGAACACCAUUUUGGAUGGCACCAGAAGUGAUUCAGAACUCAGAAGGAUAUAAUGAGAAGGCAGAUAUUUGGUCUCUCGGAAUAACAGUUAUCGAGAUGGCAAAAGGAGAACCUCCCCUAGCUGACCUUCAUCCUAUGAGAGUGCUUUUUAUCAUUCCUCGGGAAAAUCCUCCUCAGUUAGAUGAGCAUUUUUCCCGUCCGGUGAAGGAGUUUGUUUCAUUAUGUUUGAAAAAGGCUCCUGCUGAGAGACCGAGUGCCAAAGAACUUAUUAAACACAGAUUUAUUAAGAAUGCAAGGAAAAGUCCGAAACUUCUUGAGAGGAUAAGAGAGCGGCCAAAGUACAAAGUAAGAGAGGAUGAAGAGGCUCCUAGAAAUAGUCCCAAAGCUCCGGUUGAAUCAUCUGGUACAGUUAGGGUGGCUAGAGAUGAGAGAAGCCAAGGAACUCCUGGAUCCAGGUUGGAUGAAUGUUCUCCGCUUGGGGUUUCUUCUGUUUCUUGUUUAAUGAAUUCUCUAUUAACUUGUAGCUACAGUUUUCAGGGGAAAACUGUCAAAAAUGCUGGGUGGGACUUUAGCAUUGGGGGAUCUCAGAGUAUCGGAACAGUUCGUGCUUUGAAACCUCCUCAAGCGAGGGAGAGACGCCAAGAAGUUUCUUCUAAUCAGAGUUCUCAAAGAACACCAAGAGCUAGUAGUAGUCAUUUGUCACCCACUUCUGGUAGUACAGUUCCCGAAGCCUCUGAAGGAGGUUUUGUUAAAAGACAUUCUUAUCAGAAUGACCAAGAAGAUGGCUUCCACGAAGAGGUUAAGAAUGACAACAAGGAGGAAUCAUCGCGUAGUGGAUCAGGAACUGUUGUCAUAAGAACCCCAAGGAGUUCUCAAUCAUCGUCAAUAUUCCGUGAACAAAUCUCUGCGUCUAGCGGCAGGUAUGCAUCUUUUGAUGAUGCUUCAACAAGUGGAACUGUUGUUGUCCGUGGGCAUGAUGACUCUGGAUCACCUCGAACUCCAAAAUCUAGACUAGGGAUUCAAGAAAGAACUUCGAGUGCAUCAGAAGAUAGCAUCGCAAAUCUCGCCGAGGCAAAGGCAGCACUUGACGCAGGUUUUAGAAGGGGAAAUGCUCGAGAAAGACUUGGAAUGGGGAAGAACAAUAAUGAUGGGAGGGUUAGCCGAAGAAGGGAACAUAUGCCAGAAGAUUCUGACCAUUCAAGAAAUUCUAGCGGUAAAGAAAAAGCGCUUCCAAGAUCACAACAAGUGAGUGAUGACGAAGAUGACUCCAUAUGGGAUUCAUUACCUGCAUCGUUGUCAGUAUUGCUCAUACCGUCCCUAAAAGAGGCUCUUGGUGGCGAUUCAAAAGCGUCUAUAGGACAUACAGUGUCGAGAUCCCUCGUGGCGAUGGAACGUGAAAGUCCUGGUUCUUGUGAAGCUUUUGUUGCCAAGCUGAUUGAACUUUUGGGAAGUUCAAAAGAAGCUUCGGUGAAGGAAGUGCAGGACAUGGCGGUCCGCGUUUUCUCCAAGACCGCACCCGCCGAUGCGGAGAACAAAAGAAAACCAGUUAACAAGGAGUUUAGUUCCAACACAAAUGUUAGCCCACUCGGCAGAUUCUUACUCUCAAGAUGGCUAAGCCAAUCAUCGCGUGAUCUU